AUGGCGCACAAAUUAGUAUCGUGUAGUGCCUGUGUGCUGGUGGUGCUGGUCGUGUUAAGUACAGUGAGCGUAUCAAGGCAGGCGUCGCUUUCGCUACGGGUUUUAUCGCGUGGUGAGCGAUCAGUUAUCAACCAAACGCACAGCAAUGGGACGUGCGAAGGCAAUACACCGUGCGGUUGGGCAGUUUACGUCCCGUCGACAAGAGCCAUCGAAAACUUCAUGAAAAAUACGUGCGAUUGUGAGAAUCAGCUGCAGUGCGUCCGAACGGAUGAUGAUGUGUCGAUCAGUGCGUACGUCUACCGCUGUCGGGAGCAUCCGCCGAAGGCAAAGUCUGUACCCGCGUCCUGA
This is a messenger RNA of Anopheles marshallii, 348 nucleotides long. RefSeq lists its product as uncharacterized. The record is from RefSeq and is a predicted model, not a curated record. The transcript is spliced from 3 exons. NCBI's taxonomy places the organism in Eukaryota, Metazoa, Arthropoda, Insecta, Diptera, Culicidae. The coding region runs from base 1 to 348 and encodes 115 amino acids.